AUGUUGAAAAAUGAUGAUGAAUUUGGAAAUCUAACGUUGAGCCAGUUUAUUGAAAAACUCGAAGUUCAAGAGAUGGAACAACGGAAGAUGGCGAGAAUGAAGGACUUUAAUGGUGAACAAGACAUUGGUCUAUAUUACAAAGGAGAUUCAACUGCUGAAGAAGAAUUGGCGUAUGCUUACUAUCAAUCUCAGCAGUACAGUCCUAAAAAGAUCGAAGAAGAACCAGUUUUAAAAGAAAAGGUUUCAGAAAAGGUUUCAGAAAGAGCACCAGUCUUUGAUCACUCAUCAGAUGAAAAGAGUGAUGAUGACAGUGAAGAGAUUCGAAAACUUGAAUUUUAUGCAAGAAAAUUUUCAUCUGAUAAUGAUAAUUUGUGUUUUGCAGGUAAAAUAGAAAAGAUAAAAGAAAAACAAGCUGCGAAAAAGAAGAAUCAUAAAGCAGCAACUGAUAAAGAAAAAGAUGAUAGUGAUGAUGAUAAUUCGUAUUAUGCAGGUAAAAUGAAAGAAAUACUAGCUGCGAAAGAUGACAGUGAUGAUGAAAAUGUUCGACUGAAAAAGAAGCAGGAUUUAUCCUACAGUGGAAGGCAUGAAAGCGUUUGA
Helianthus annuus (common sunflower) is the source of this 597-nucleotide messenger RNA. RefSeq lists its product as uncharacterized. NCBI's taxonomy places the organism in Eukaryota, Viridiplantae, Streptophyta, Magnoliopsida, Asterales, Asteraceae. The record is from RefSeq and is a predicted model, not a curated record. The transcript is spliced from 3 exons. The coding region runs from base 1 to 597 and encodes 198 amino acids.